This is a messenger RNA of Bolinopsis microptera, 624 nucleotides long. Its product is annotated as NPC intracellular cholesterol transporter 1-like. NCBI's taxonomy places the organism in Eukaryota, Metazoa, Ctenophora, Tentaculata, Lobata, Bolinopsidae. The record is from RefSeq and is a predicted model, not a curated record. The transcript is spliced from 3 exons. Gene Ontology annotation, molecular function: cholesterol binding. Gene Ontology annotation, cellular component: plasma membrane. Gene Ontology annotation, biological process: intestinal cholesterol absorption; cholesterol homeostasis. The coding region runs from base 1 to 624 and encodes 207 amino acids.
AUGCAGUGGUUCAUAUCUGAUGUUCCUAGAACAGAUGGGUCUGGGUGUUCUAAAGGUGGAGCAGUCUCCCACUCCAACAGCGUCAAGUUCUCCUCCUCAAACAGAUCCGUUAUCUCUGGUCGCUUCACUUCCUCCCACGGCAGACUCUCCACAUCUCACGACUUCAUCACCGCCCGACAACAAGCCCUGGUGAUUGCAGACGAGGUGAACGCUAACAAUGACAUCAUCCAAGUGUACGCUUACUCUUCUUUCUACCCGUACUACGAGCAGUACGAUACUAUCGUGCGUGAAUGCGCGGUUAAUCUGGUGGUCACUGUAAUAGCUACUUUCAUAGUCGCAUUAGUGCUGCUAGGGUUCCAGGUCCAUGCGGCACUGUGUGUGAUGCUGUCUGUAACAAUGUGCACAGUGGAUAUGAUCGGGAGCAUGGUGUACCUGGAUAUCCCUCUAAAUGCCUUAUCUCUGGUUAACCUUCUCAUGUCAGUUGGAAUUGCUGUGGAGUUUUCAGCUAAUAUUGUACAAGCGUAUACUAUGAGCAAAGAGGUGGGGAGGAUGAAGAAGGCUAGAAGUGCGGUGAGAAAGACUGGACCUGCUAUUGUCGCCCUUGUAGAGGUUAUCAUUUCAUGA